This is a messenger RNA of Rotaria sordida, 1506 nucleotides long. The record is from the annotation of a GenBank genome assembly. Lineage: Eukaryota; Metazoa; Rotifera; Eurotatoria; Philodinida; Philodinidae.
UUUUCAACAACUAUAUCAUUAUCAACAAUACCAACAACGAUUACAUCAAUAUCAAUCACAACAAUAAAUAAAUUUGAUAAUAAUACUAAUGAAAAUGAAAAAAUUUCUCUAAAAGACUCUCAUAGUAUAGCACUUUUAGUUUUAAUUAUUAUUAUUUGUUCAUUAAUGAGUAUUAUAACAAUAGUUGGAAAUCUUGUUGUUAUACUAGCUGUUUGUCUUGUAAGAAAAUUACGAACAGCAUCAAAUAUUCUUAUUGUUAGUUUGGCUGUUAGUGACAUAUUAGUCGGCUUGUUUAUUAUGCCAUUAGCACUGGUGCUCGAAAUUUCCAAUAACAACUGGCUUUUAGGUUCGAUUAUGUGUGACAUAUGGACGUCAACUGAUGUUCUUCUAUGUACAUCGUCAAUAUUGAAUUUUCUCGUUAUAUCAAUCGAUCGUUAUUGUAUCAUUAAUCAUCCAUUUAAAUAUGCUCCCAUGCGUAAAGUCAAAUUACUUUCGCUAAUGAUAGCCGGUGUCUGGAUACUUAGUGCACUGGUUUCAUUACCUCCUAUUUUAGGCUGGGGGCGUCCUUCGGAAAAUCUUCCAAUAUGUCAAGUAAAUAAUAAAUUGGAAUACCAAAUAUUUGCAACUAUGCUUUCAUUUUACAUUCCCCUUAUUGUUGUACUUAUAAUAUAUGCAAAUAUAUAUCGAACAGCGCAAACAGCAAUGGAUAAUCGUUCAAGUGUUCAAAUGUCUCAAUUUUUAACACAUAAUAAUUCUUCAACGAAUGUUGGACAAACACAUGUAACUUUACCACAUUCUCAACAACAAUUAAAUGGUAAUACUUGUUCAAUACCACAAUCAUUAUUAAAUAUAUCGAAUGCAAAUAAUAAUCAAAAUGAAGAUGGUUCAUCAACGUCAGGUACUGAACAACGACAUAGUGGACGACGUUCAUUGAGACGUUCAGCAAAAAAGUCAACUGAAAAUAAAUCUACUAGUUUUUUAUCUCCAUCAAGAUGUUUAGGUAGACGAAUAAGUACGCCAUUUAAUGGUCGUUUAUCAGUAUUUGUUACACGACGUUAUUCAUUUUUUCGUCAUGUUCAUUUACCAAAUCAAAAAGCCAUACGUACACUUGGCGUUAUCUUAGGUACAUUUAUUGUUUGUUGGCUUCCAUUUAUGUUAUUUGCAAUAAUAAAACCGUUACAUGAAUAUAUAACACGUUUAACAGGUUCGCCACGACCAUUAAAUGCUCCUCAAUGGAUUGAUCCAGUUUUACUUUGGUUUGGCUAUUCAUCAUCGAUGUUAAAUCCAUUAAUUUAUUCCAAAUUUAAUCGAGAAUUUCGAACACCAUUUCGUGAAAUAAUUUAUUGUCGUUGUCGAGGUUUAAAUGAAAAAAUUCGACGGCAAGAAUAUUUAGAAAAUCUAUAUGGUGAUCAUCAUUUACAACCACCACCAGUGCAUAAUUAUCAACACCAAACACCAGGAACACAUUUGAGAAGUAGCGGCAGUCCUGAAGCAGCAGCCGUGUGA